Messenger RNA from Daphnia pulicaria, 802 nucleotides. RefSeq lists its product as uncharacterized. The record is from RefSeq and is a predicted model, not a curated record. The transcript is spliced from 2 exons. Bases 137 to 631 code for a protein of 164 amino acids. Lineage: Eukaryota; Metazoa; Arthropoda; Branchiopoda; Diplostraca; Daphniidae.
AUUCGCUGUCGGGUAGAAAAUAAAACAAAAGUUUUCGCCAACUUGACUUCGUGCUGGGACGUCACUAUAAAAGCUUGGCGAAUUCACAUCAACAAGCACCAGAUUCUUCAGAGUUGCUGUGAUCAUCGAAGUCAUCAUGAAAUUCAUUGUUGCAGCAGUUUUGGCCCUGGCCGUCGUUGAUGCUGGAAUCGUUUACAAUCGCCAGCAGGGUGCCAAUUUCGCCUACACAGUCAACAGCCUGCCUUACGUCCAGCAUGUUCUACCUUAUCCUGCUCCAUUCCAGCUGGUCAACCCCGUUGCUGCUGACGUGAAAGCCGUUGAGUCCAAGAAGGUCGAAACUGCCUUGCCUUUCGUCAACCCUUUUUUCCCCUUUGCCCCAUACCCAUUGAUCAACCCCGUUGAAAUCAGUAAGGCGACCACCGAGGCCAAGAAGGUCGAAUCCGUCGCCCUACCUUCUCCGUACCUUUAUCCAUCCACUUACGCAUAUGGCGCUUACCCGUACGGCGUCGGAUCUCCUUUGGUGUACCCCGGGUACGGACUCCUUCCCCUGGCCGCUGAUGAGCCGGUGAAGCCGGCCGCUGAAGUGAAGCCGGUCGAGGCCACUGAUUCCGUUGUUGUUCAGGCCGCUUAAAAUCCGCCCGUUGUUAUUGUUGUUGACCACCGAUUGACCACUUAUUAUAUGACCGUUUCGACCACGAAUUAUCCCUGAUUAUCUUUUAAUGCAUAUUUACUCAUUGAACUUGUGAUUUUGUUAUCGGUUAGAAAAGGGAAAAAUACAAAAAAAAAAUAUUUUAUGUUGCAA